AUGAAUUUGUGUAAAUUUAAUGAAAAGUUCAAUCAAAAAUUCAAUUUAGAAAUCAAUGAAUUUGACCCACUGAUUUUUUUAAUAACUAGCAACGCCGUGUUUGCAGACAAUAAAUAUAUUUUUCAUACUAUUGAAUUCAAUGUUAACCACCUGAUAUUUAUUCAAUGUGAGGACAAGGACAAGGACAAGGACAAGGACAAGGACAAGGACAAGGACAAGGACAAGGACAAGGACAAGGACAAGGACAAGGACAAGGACAAGGACAAGGACAAGGACAAGGACAAGGACAAGGACAAGGACAAGGACAAGGACAAGGACAAGGACAAGGACAAGGACAAGGACAAGGACAAGGACAAGGACAAGGACAAGGACAAGGACAAGGACAAGGACAAGGACAAGGACAAGGACAAGGACAAGGACAAGGACAAGGACAAGGACAAGGACAAGGACAAGGACAAGGACAAGGACAAGGACAAGGACAAGGACAAGGACAAGGACAAGGACAAGGACAAGGACAAGGACAAGGACAAGGACAAGGACAAGGACAAGGACAAGGACAAGGACAAGGACAAGGACAAGGACAAGGACAAGGACAAGGACAAGGACAAGGACAAGGACAAGGACAAGGACAAGGACAAGGACAAGGACAAGGACAAGGACAAGGACAAACAGGACAAGGACAAGGACAAGGACAAGGACAAGGACAAGGACAAGGACAAGGACAAGGACAAGGACAAGGACAAGGACAAGGACAAGGACAAGGACAAGGACAAGGACAAGGACAAGGACAAGGACAAGGACAAGGACAAGGACAAGAACAAGAACAAGAACAAGAACAAGCACAAGGAGCACACAUAG
Messenger RNA from Aspergillus sclerotioniger CBS 115572, 858 nucleotides. RefSeq lists its product as uncharacterized. The transcript is spliced from 3 exons. The record is from RefSeq and is a predicted model, not a curated record. Bases 1 to 858 code for a protein of 285 amino acids. Lineage: Eukaryota; Fungi; Ascomycota; Eurotiomycetes; Eurotiales; Aspergillaceae.